AUGCCUCCUAGAAGAAGUGUGAACAACCGUCGUAAUGAGAAUAACGACAUCCCUAUUGAGACCCUCAUUGCUAACGCUGUCAAUACGGCUAUCGCGGGUUUGGUUCCUAACUUGUUGCAACAGCUUCAGCAAAAUCACAACAACGGACCACCAGGAGGUAAUAACAACAACGGACCACAAGGGGGUAAUAACAACAAUGGCCCUCAAGGAGGAAAUGCUAACCUUCCUCCAAAAUCAUUUAGUACCGCUACAACUCCCGUCGAGGCGGAAAACUGGAUUGCUCACAUCGAGAAAAAUUUUGAAGUGUUGGGUGUGAAUGACGAAUUCAAAGUCAGGCUUGCUAGUUACAAAUUGGAGGACGAAGCUCAUAGGUGGUGGAAGACUUUGAAGAAUGCUCGUGGAGGAGAUAAUUAUGCAGCCACACUUCCAUGGAAUGAGUUUCGUACAUUGUUCUAUCAGCAGUAUUUCACUGAUGCUGACCGCAGUGAAUAUCUAAGAGAGUAUUCCUCUAUCAUGCAGGGGGACGAUGAGCCUAUUAUGGAGUUUAAAACUCGUUUAUGUCGUUUGGUCAAUUUUCUGGGUCCGACUGCAGGUACGCUAGAGCAGCAAACCAACACUUUCAAGUGGGCUAUAUGUGACCGUGAUAGGAAGUUUAUUCUGAAUCUUCGUUUCGCUGAUAUUAAUGAGAUUGUUGAUGCGGUCAAAAACUUGGAUAAUGAUAAGAAGCAUCGCCAGAGGACGUUGGAUGAUAAUCGUAAGCGACCAAGGGAAGAUAACCAGAGUAAUUCUUCUUUUCAAGGUGGUAAUGAUCAAUCUCAAGACCGUAGGCACCGUUCUGACAGGAAUUACGACGAUCAGAUACAGCAAGACAAACAAAACCUGCCACAAUAUCGUGACCCUCCUUGUGCCACUUGUGGGAAACCUCAGCGGGGUUUGUCGCCGAGCGGAACGUCUCUGUUUCAAUUAUGGAGAUGCAGGUCACCUGGUUAA
Molecule: messenger RNA, 990 nt
Organism: Helianthus annuus (common sunflower)
Lineage: Eukaryota; Viridiplantae; Streptophyta; Magnoliopsida; Asterales; Asteraceae
Exons: 2
Coding region: 1-990 (329 amino acids)
Source: RefSeq, a predicted model, not a curated record